CGGACAGGAACUGUUCGCUACCCAGAAGACCCUUCCUUUGUGACUUCUGAUUUCCAGCUUGUCUCAUCCCCCCUUAACCAUGGCAAGAAUUUUGGAGCCACUAAUUGUUGGGAGGGUGAUAGGAGAAGUCCUGGACCCCUUCAACCCCAGUGUGAAGAUGGUAGUAACCUACAAUUCCAACAAGCUGGUCUGCAAUGGCCAUGAGUUCUAUCCUUCUGCAGUCGCUUCCAGGCCCAGGGUUGAGGUCCAAGGGGGUGACAUGAGGUCUUUCUUCACUCUGGUCAUGACAGACCCAGAUGUUCCUGGCCCUAGCGAUCCUUACCUGAGGGAACACCUCCAAUGGAUCGUGACUGAUAUUCCAGGCACCACUGAUGCUUCUUUCGGAAGGGAGGUGGUGAGCUACGAGAGCCCAAGGCCCAACAUAGGCAUCCAUCGCUUCGUGUUCGUUCUCUUCAAGCAGAAGCGAAGACAGGCCGUGACCCCGCCGGACUCGCGGGAUAACUUCAGCACCCGCCGCUUCGCGCAGGAGAAUGACCUCGGCCUCCCUGUUGCUGCCGUCUAUUUCAAUGCACAGAGAGAGACUGCUGCCCGAAGGCGCUAAAGCCUACCAACCAACCUAUAUCAAUAUCUCUCUCUCCCCAAAUCUAAAUCUUCUCCCUUGGACUUUUCUUUCUUCACGCACAAAUAAUAAUAAGAAGCUAACUCAUUGUGAGGGUCCGCUUGGUUCUUCUUUUCCUCCCUUUGCAAAGUUGAGUAUGACGGAGAAGGAUGUUGACUGGGAGCAGUGCAUGAGUUGAAUCUUGCUGUUUUCCAGAACCGGACGUGUCGAAUGGGAACAGGCUGAGAGGCGUACAAACCUCGGUAGGCCACCCAUGGCUUUGUGUUUGUUCUUAGUGCUAUAUUGGCUGCUUGAUAGCUCUUUGACUGUUGGUGCUGUUGAUGUUACUUUUUCUGGUGUAAAUGCGUUGUUUGCUAUCAUAUGAUAAGAUUUGCU
Messenger RNA from Elaeis guineensis (African oil palm), 994 nucleotides. Its product is annotated as protein SELF-PRUNING. NCBI's taxonomy places the organism in Eukaryota, Viridiplantae, Streptophyta, Magnoliopsida, Arecales, Arecaceae. The record is from RefSeq and is a predicted model, not a curated record.